CCCACACGCAGCAUCAUGCUGUUUGCUUUACGUAGCACUGGGGCUAAGCUCUGGAUCUCAUUGCGCGUCCUCCGAAGGCGACGAGGCUGCGCUCGUUUUUUCCCGUCACUGCUGGCCAGAGCCUAUUACAGCUAAAACCCUGCGUGGUGGCGCUUGGUGCUCUGCAGGUGUAUGGAAGGGCUUCGUUCACGGAUUCUGAAAAGCGAACGUUAUAGAACGCAGCCAGGCGUUUCUUUUCUGUGAAUUAUGUUUGUUUCCCUUCCAAGCGGAUUGUCCGAGUAAAUGGUUGUGAGUAGAUGCGCCUGAAAUAGAAGAGGUCGUGUCGGUGGCAUCUGCAGUCGGGGAGAGAAAAUCUUCGCUGAUCAACACUAUCCCUUGAUCUUGUUUGUCUGCAUCCUCUCUCUGGCUGUGAAUGGGCUGCGCUUUGUGAUUAUCUGCAGUCGCUUCAGAGUCGUCGCUGGAAGAAGAUGGCGGACAGGGCUGAGAUGUUUUCGCUCUCCACCUUCCAUUCCCUCUCUCCUCCAGGCUGCAGGCCAGCCCACGACAUCAGCCUGGAGGAGUUUGACGACGAGGACCUGUCGGAGAUCACGGACGACUGCGGGAUCGGCCUGAACUACGACUCCGACCCGUACGAGAAGGACUGUCUGAUCCUGGAGAAGAACGACGUCCACCAGCCCAUCUGCUCCUUCCAGGACGACUUCCAGGAGUUUGAGAUGAUCGACGAUGACGAAGAGGACGAUGGCGACGACGACGACGAAGACGAAGAGGAGGAGGUGGAUCCCGAGGCCCCUCCCUCUCCGUCGGCCUCCCCGCCCCCGUCUCCGACUUUGAGCACUCUGCAGAAGAUCCGGCCGACCACGCUGAAUCUCACCACCACCGUCUCCCAGGAUUCAUUGAAUAACAACAGCAGUUUCUCUCCGCGGAAUUCCAGCUGGCAGGACUCUCUGCGCAAUCCAAAUUCACAUGGACGUUUGUCUCCAACUCAUUCUUGCCUUGAAGAUAGCACCCAUCAGAACGGCCAGUGCAUGGCUGCACCGCUCGCUGGCUCACAAAGCAAAGGUACACCCCUAAAACAGUCCGGGGACACUGGGCACACCCAGUCGCCACUCAAGCCCCUCCUGUACGACUUUGAGGGCAACAGACGGGAAAGGCCGGAAUACGGUAAAAAAACGCCAGACCCUCCCAUGGAAGACCAUAACAUGAACAUCCUCUCUUCACCGCCAUCUCCACUCUAUUCCCCAUUCUCUGCCAACUGGGUGUCUCCUAAACAGUAUCUCUCCUCUGCAGGGUCUUUUGGUCAACAUAAAACGUCCUGCAGCUCAGAUGCUGGAGCGGUGCCCAGCGCUGAGGCUGGCAGCCCGGGUGCAACCAUCCAGGCUGCGGACGAAGUGUCGCAGUGCUCCGACACGGAGGUUGACCAUGACCUGAACAGUGACUAUGGCAAACGGUGCCGGUCUAGACUGGCUAAUGACACGUACACGGUCACCACCGAUUCCGCCCUCGACCCCGAGCUAGAGAACGAGAUCACCUUCGACUGCACCAGCAGGUGUCUCUCCUCCACUGCGCCAGCAGAUGGCGACGCCGCCACCCCGCUGUCGGACGAGGAGCUCGACAGAGAGUUUGACGUCGACAUUAUGAGCAAAGAGAGCUACGACUCCCUGUGCAAAGAAGCAGAGGGUUCGUCCUACGUGGAGUUCCCUCCCAUUGAACCCUGUGAGCCGGCUCCCUUCUCCAGCCAUGUGUCUUUAUGCAGUCAGUCCGACGAGGAUUUUGAACUUGCCCAGGAAGACCAGCACUCAGGUUCUCAGAGUCGAUCAUCUGCCGCCUCCAUUGAAACAAACUCCCCUUCCUCUGACCCAGGCAUCGCCGACAUGAACAAUAAGGUUUGUGAGCAGUACAUGGCGUCCGACCACAACAGCAACGACAUCAGCUCUUCGGUCUCAGAUUCGGACAGCGAGGGAGAGCUGGAGGCCGCGUUCGUCUGCGCGGGCAACAUGCCCAGCCACAUGAUCUCCUCCAUCUCGGAGACGGAGCUGGACAUGACCAGUGACAGCAGCAGCAGCGGCCGCUCCUCUCACCUCACCAACUCUAUCGAGGAGGCCAGCUCGCCCACGUCUGACCCAGAGCUGGAGGGGGAGCUGGAGCAGGACAGCGGGAUUGUGGCUGUCAAGGCCUCCCUGCUCCGUGGCCAGCCUGAUCCAAUCAAGGAGGAGGCCUCGCCUGCCUCGGAGCCGGAGGAUGACAGGCAGGCCCUGGCAGGCCUGCGGAGUGUUGUCGAUGCCUCUUAUGAGCACACAGCUGACCCUGACGAAACACUCCCGCCCCCAGGCCGCUGUGAAGACGACCUCUCCCGGCCGCCUGACCUGAAGAUAGAACCUGACCACAGCCUGGAGAGCUUCAAGAGGUCCUUCUACCUGCCUGUGGGGCCCAAGCUCAUGCCCGCUGUGGACGACUAUGAUGGCAACAGCGAGGGCGACUCCGAGUCGGAGUCGGAAGACGAGCUGAGUGAGAAUUCGGACUCCCCCUGGCUUCUCUGCAACCUCGUCAACAAAAUGAUCUCUGAGGGCUCGUACCCCAUCAGCUGCCCGGAGGAGUGCUUUAAACGGUCUGCCUCCAUCUCAGAUACCAUCUCCCCAUCCUCACCUGGAGACCUGGAGAUGGACGCUUUUAAGGAACCUGUGGACAGCCGGCCACAAACACUUGAAUCAAAGGGUGACGUGCAGGGAGAGAGCGCAGAGGAGACCAAUAAAGACUCAAGUCUCAGACCUGGAGAUGGUGGCAAAGAGGUCCCCUUAGCCAAAGACAACAACAUGAGCCCUGAAAGCAAAACAGAUUCUCUUAGAAGCACCCAGGGAUCAGGUUUAUGUCUGUACCUGGACAAUCCCACUAAUGACACAAUCACCCCUGUCUUCAUGGAUCAAUACAGCAGCAGGAUGGCAAAGCAGGCAUCCCAUGUACCAAACUCAGAUCAAGCUCAUCCCAAAGACUCAGAAAGCUCUCACGUUCAUUCGCCAGUCAAACCACAGAGGGAGGAGAAGGCCGAGCCCAAUAACGACCUAUUGAUGGGAACCAAGGAGUCUCCAUGCCUAAGUGAGAGCGUGGUGAGCGACAAAGAUGGCGAGUUUGAGCGGAAGGAUGAAGCCCAUGAAGCCAACCGCAUGGCGGAGGUGAAGAACAGCCUGACCCUGCACAUCCCCACUGCCCAGACCAACCGCUGCUUCAACCUCGCCUUCUCCACUGACAACGACGAGGACACCUUCCCCUUCAGCGAAGACUACCCGGACAGCUCGCUGCCCAUCGAUGAGAGCGUGGCGGAGCUGCCGCCCGCCGACACACUCCGGGCCCGCCACUUGGACGACUCCCUGGCCUACGAUGCCGUCAAGUACACGCUGGUGGUGGACGAGAACACCACACUGGAGCUGGUCAGCCUGAAGCGCUGCACGUCCGUGCUGAGCGAGGACAGCGAGAUCUCCACGCUCUGCGACGACGCGCCCCUGGACCUCGACGACGAGUUUGGCCGAGCCGGGACACAGCCGGAGGAUGAGCUCCUCAGCUCCUCCGAAGACUCCUCCCCCGAGGCCGACGCCCAGUUCUCCAAGAAGUUCCUCAAUGUCUUCGUCAACAGCACCUCCCGCUCCUCCAGUACAGAGUCGUUUGGCCUUUUCUCCUGCACGAUCAACGGAGAGGAGCGGGAGCAGACGCACAGAGCUGUGUUCAGGUUCAUCCCCCGCCACACGGACGAGCUGGAGCUGGACGUGGACGACCCCCUGUUCGUGGAGGAAGAGGAGGAUGACUACUGGUACAGAGGCUACAACAUGCGCACGGGCGAGAGGGGCAUCUUCCCCGCCUACUACGCCCAUGAGGUUGUGGGACAGGUCAAGGAGUUUAUGGGGAUGAAGAGGAGCACGGCCUGGCUGGAAAGCUUCAGUGUGCAGUUUCUGGGCUCGGUGGAGGUGCCCUUUCACCAGGGCAACGGAAUCCUGUGCGCUGCGAUGCAGAAGAUCGCCAUCUCGCGGAAGCAGACGGUGCACCUGCAGCCCCCAGCACUCUGCGACCUGGAGAUCAACAUGCAGGGUAUCAAGCUGGUCAUGAGCCUGGACGACGAUUACGGCACCGCCGACGAGUUUGACAGGUGUAGUCACUUCUUCCAGAUGAAGAACAUCUCCUUCUGCGGGUGCCACCCCAAGAACAACUGCUACUUCGGCUUCAUCACCAAGCACCCCAUGCUGAACCGGUUCGCCUGUCACGUGUUCGUAUCCCAGGAGUCCAUGCGGCGCGUGGCGGAAUGUGUGGGGCGGGCCUUCCAGGAGUACUACCAGGAACACCUGGAGUAUGCCUGUCCCACAGAGGAUAUCUACCUGGAGUAGGCGAGACCCCUGUUCUUCGUGGCUCCACAAGGGGGCGCCAAGUAGCUUUUCUCUUCUGUAAAAUACCUUCUCUCUGAACUGAGAUGCUCUUUACAGUUUUGACUUUUCCUUUUUCCCAGUUCUUUUUUUUUUCUUCUGACUUUGAGAACUCCUCAGAUGGAAUGUCCAUUUGUUUGACAUUUUUUCUACAAGAAAAAAGCACGGAACAUGGGGUGACUGAGGAGCUGCUUGUGAAGACAAAUUUCAUUCUUCAGUUUGAACAUGGCAGAAAAAUAACGACAACAUAUGUACAUGUUUGACAUCCAUGCAUGGCUUUAAGGGUCCCGCACACAGACACAGGAAAAAAGGAAAACAAAAAAAAAUUAAUGAUGUGGUGAUUUAUAAGGAUUAUAAGAUUGAAAUACGCUUUGUAUUAUGGUUAUGGAUGAAGAGAGCAUUUUAAAAGUUGCGGGAGUCUGUACAUAUGAAUUUGUUCAAUGUCAAACAGAUUUGAUUUCUACUGAACCUGAUAUUUGAGUGAUGUAGAUUGUAAGUGCCGCUAACUGUCGUCUAUUGGCCAGCUUCACUGGAGGGGAGGAGCCUUUGAACAGGAUAUCCAGUUUUCUGUAGCCUUCCCUACUGUACAUAGAUGUACAGACAGAGUAGAACAUAGGGGAAGCUCUUAGAUAAUGUCAGUAGCUGAUGGUCUCUCAGUCAACCCGAGGUCAAAAGAAAGAAGGAUUGUGUGAAGUUUCGUUCCCUGUCAGAUGCAGAGAGUUCUGAAAAAAGCACAGCACUUGUAAAUAGGGAUCCUUUCCAACUGCGGAAAUCGUUGGCGUCUCUGUGUGAUAAUUUUGCUGGGUGUUGCUGGGCACGGGCGGGAUUGGAGGUUCUCAGUCCCCACUGGGACCCCUGGAGGAAGGCCUCGGUGUUCUCUCGCUCAUGGACCACCUCUGUGCGCAGUCUUUCCCAGUCCUAAUCGGGAAAUACGACAUCACUUCCUUUCAGUCAUGGGGUUUACAGUACUCUUUGGUUAGAAAAAGAGCUGAUUGGACAGUGGCAAUGGCUGCAACUCAUGUGUCACAUCAAUAUUACAAAAACAGUGAAAGUCAUAUAGGAAUGAUAAAGCUCAAGUGAUGGGCAACACCAUGGCAACCAUCUUCAUUUCCUUGCUUAUUUCAGGACAUUGAUACCUGAUUUUUGUGGUCAAGUGGAUUCUGGGAUAUCGCAGCUUUUCUAAACGAUUCCUGUAUGCAGAGUGGUUAUGCGAGUUACAAGAGAUGUGAUUACAUGGCCUCAGUGUAGAUACUUUUCUGUACUGCAUGUUUUAAUGUGAAAAAAAAAAUGUUGACUGUGAUCCAGUAUGAUCCAGAGGCUUUUUCCCUGUUACUUUUCCUAUGAAAUGCUCUAAAUAUGUUCAGAAUUCACUGAAUAUGUUCAGCAAGGCCCCCCAAAGCAGGAUGCCAUGGUAACUCAAAUGACUGUUUGACAAAACCUUUAAUGCAACUAUGCUCUGCCAGUGGCGGAAAGGAUUGGUCUUCUCUGAAAAAACCCUGAAGGGCUUUGACCGCUCGCGAUCAAGGCUAAAUGAAGAGAGAGAGAUUGGCCAUCAUCAUCUCCAGUGCUGUGUCACAUAUGCACUAUCGCUGACAACAAUUUCUGCCAUAGUCACUAGCCAUGGAGUCCACGAUAAACCACAGACAACAGGACAUCAGAAACAAUUGUAUAGGAAAAUAAGGUCCUCUAAAGAGAUGCAUAACUGUUCAUUUCCUGAAUGAUAGUACAUACUCUGAAACUUAAAUGAAUGGUAAAUGAUCAGGAGGCCCAUAUGUAUAAGAAGACUCAGAAUGCACUAGAUUCUCACUCGUAUACAUGCUCCCCUAAAGGUCAAAAUGCGAAGGAAAGCAAGUGUAUCCUCUAUCUUUCCAACUAUAUCCAGCUAUCGCACGUGGAUAUAGUUGGAAACAGAUGUUUCCACAGCCCUGUGACAUGACAGCAUUGAGGAGUGGGAGAAUCAUGAGCAAAAGGUUUGUAUGGCAGCGUUUAGUAUGGUUUAGUCUGCCAUCGCAAGGCGCUGCCGGGGCGUGUGGAACUACAGAAUAACCGAGCACCCACUCUGCAGUCUGCUGAUCACUGUCUCAGUGCAAACCUACUGCAGACCCAUUCAAGGGCCCAGACCUACCUUUGCCCCAACAGAAUCACAUGACAAGUGUACGCUGGUUACAUUUACUGUGCUCUCUGCUCCACUGUCCUUGGUAUGACCUUCAUGCAUUUCUGGAUGUCAUAACAACAAUAGCAAGAUGGGUAUUUAUGAGGAGGUAUAAGUGAAAUAUUUAGUGGAACCUGUGUAAUGGUAUCUAAACCCAAACUGUGCAUUUUGCCAUUUAUUAAAAUAGAUUAGGCUUCCCUUUGUGAACUCCUUUGGUCAUCUCUGCUUAUGAUUGCCAGCAAGCUUAUGAAAGUUAAGUGAAGGUUAAUUUAUAUCUAAUGUCCUUAGAAAAUUAGGCUUCUGGGGAUUUCCAAAAUAAGAUAAAGAAAAGUGACCAGGUUGGAGGCUAAGUCGUUUCAUUAGUUAUAUGUGCAAGGCUUUGGCUAGCCUCUUAUAAAGAUGACUUUUUAAAAUCUAUUUAUUCACCUUAAUAUUUGUAAAUAGGAAUCAGGCAGCAGAAUUUGAUGGAUAAUUGAAUUAAUCCAGAGAUCAGACAUGAUUGCAUAAGACUGAAAAUACUCAGUAAGGGAUUAUAAUGAUAUACUGACAGCACUCCAAUAAAGGGUCAAUCUGUAAUAGAAUGGCAUGUAUUUGCAGCCAUAAUAUAACAAUGUACUAAGCAUUGGCAUACUCUAGCAACAUGAUAUAUCUAAAAAGAAGCCUUGAUCAUAGCAGUAACAGUAGUUUCAGGAAAGACUAUGGCUGAUUUUGCCCAUCAUAAUACAGUUAAUCUUAUAAUUUUAAUCUCCGAUCUAACGUGAAGCAUGAACCAUUGUUCAUGUGCAUUCCAGUCAGUGGAAAUCUGACUCUCGGUUGCUCUUUCAAAUACAGUAUGAUAAAAGAUACUGUUAUUGUAUCCGGUUGGAAAUCUCAUACAGGACCAUUGUGGCAUAUUGAACACGGAGCUUAAAGGCCUGGUAAACAGACGGAAUAAGGAAUAUCCCCAUUCCCCAUGGUACUUCCAUGGUAACCAGUAGUUGUGAGCGGAAGUUCAUAUGUGACAGUAAUAUUAAUGUGUGUGUGUGUUGGGGUGGGGGUGGGGGUGGGGGU
Megalops cyprinoides (Indo-Pacific tarpon) is the source of this 7605-nucleotide messenger RNA. RefSeq names its product C-Jun-amino-terminal kinase-interacting protein 2-like. Gene Ontology annotation, molecular function: protein binding. Gene Ontology annotation, cellular component: cytoplasm. The record is from RefSeq and is a predicted model, not a curated record. The transcript is spliced from 12 exons. Gene Ontology annotation, biological process: regulation of JNK cascade. NCBI's taxonomy places the organism in Eukaryota, Metazoa, Chordata, Actinopteri, Elopiformes, Megalopidae. The coding region runs from base 468 to 4367 and encodes 1299 amino acids.